AUGUCGGACUCACAUCGUCAACAUUUAUCAACACACCAUCAUCGAUCAUCGUCUCAUCAUACAGCAUCAUCAUCUCAUCAUACGGCAUCGUCGUCAUCUCAUCGUGUGACAUCAUCAUCAUCUCAUCGUCGUGAAUCAUCUCAUCGUUGUGAAUCACCUUGUCAUUGUGAACCAUCUCAUCGACCACCAUCACAUUCACCUUCUCCAUCGUCUCGGUCUACUCGUUCAUUAUACGGUUCGAAACGUACAUCAAUGCAUGUCCACGAACAUUAUCCAUCAUUUCACAUUUCUUCAUCAAGUUAUGAACUUCGAAUUGUGAACAGAGAUACGCUGGCUGAGAUUAUUGACGAAAUGAUAAUCCAUGUGAAGCGAGUGAAACAAUAUUCGAUUAAUACGGAAUCGGAAAUGACAAAUAAUGAAUUAUCGUUAAUUCAGAUCAAUUCAAUGCCACGUGAAUCGAAAUCGAUAGCGAUGUUAAUUGAAUUGAAAAACUUACCAAGCCAACACUCAACGAAGUAUGAAAAGUCUGUGCUUUGGUUCGAUUGA
This is a messenger RNA of Adineta ricciae, 546 nucleotides long. NCBI's taxonomy places the organism in Eukaryota, Metazoa, Rotifera, Eurotatoria, Adinetida, Adinetidae. The record is from the annotation of a GenBank genome assembly.